AAGCUGUUAGGGGGCGUGUAGCUGUAGCUGAAGCUUUGAUCUUGUUUGAUUAUUUAGUUUUUUUGUUCUGUUUUGAAAGGAAGAGAGGUAAAGAAGUUUAAGCAUGGCGGCGGCAAUGCUCAGAAUUGGACGACUGGGAACUUUUAAGAGCCUGCAGGCAGAGAGCUGGAGUGCAUUACAAAAAGCCCAAGUGGUUGUGCUGCGUUCAAAAUCUGGACAGGGUAAGAAGUCUAAAAAGUCCAACAAAGAAACAUCCAAAUCAAAAACGUACUUUGAUAUUCAAAAUCUUAUUCAACACAGAACCUACCAAGGAGUCACCAAGCAGGCCAUAACACCUGCUCCUGCUACCCCCACAGCAGUAGCAGCAGCUGGGUCUGUAACUGCAGCAGCCAUUUCUAACCAAGCUGCAGCUGUAGCACCCCCAACUGCUGAAGUCAUUACUGAUCCUGUCCAAAGUGAAAGUUCACCUGUUACAGAAAUCUGUCCAGCAGCAGUGGAUACCACACCUAUCCCAAAAGUCGCUGCUGCUCAACCUGCUGUUGAAGCUGAACCUGUUGGUGAAGAUGCAAGAGAAGUCACUUCCCAUGUUCUUGAAGCUGAAGUUGAAACUGUACCUGUUGCAGAAAACCCAGCCCCUGCUUCUACAGCUGAAGUCAUACCCAUUGCAAAAGCUACCCCAGAAGCAGUUUGCCCUGUUAUUAAAACUGUCCCUGCAGAUGUUGCAGAAGUUAUUCCAGAAGUUACAGUUGAGUCAGCCCCUACAGGGGUUGCUGCAGGGGUUUCAGCCGAACUAGAAGCUGCUCCUACAGACCUUUCCCUAAAAGUUACAGCUCAAGCAACUUCUGCUGCAAUUAUUUCAAAAAAUGCAGUUGAAGCAUCCUCUACAGACGUUGCCCCAGAAAUUACACCUGAAGUGACCACUACGGCAGUUGCUCCAGAAGUUACAUGUGAAACAACCACCACUACUGCUGUGCCAGAGUCUGCAGGUGAAGCAGCCCCCAAAGAAGUUGUCCCAGAAGUUACAGCUCAAGCAACUUCUGCUGCAGUUAUUUCAGGAGCUACAGUUGAAGCAUCCUCUACAGAUGUUGGCCCAGAAGUUACACCUGAAGUGACCACUACACUAGUUGCUUCAGAAGUUACAUGUGAAACAACCACCACUACUGCUGUGCCAGAGUCCGCAGGUGAAGCAGCCCCCAAAGAAGUUGUCCCAGAAGUUACAGCUCAAGCAACUUUUGCUGCAGUUAUUUCAGGAGCUACAGUUGAAUCAUCCUCUACAGAUGUUGGCCCAGAAGUUACACCUGAAGUGACUACUACAGCAGUUGCUUCAGAAGUUACAUGUGAAACAACCACCACUAAAGCUGUGCUGGAGUCUGCAGGUGAAGCAGCCCCCAAAGAAGUUGUCCCAGAAGUUACAGCCCAAGCAAAUCCUGCUGCAGUUAUUUCUGGAGCUACAGUUGAAUCAUCCUCUACAGAUGUUGGCCCAGAAGUUACACCUGAAGUGACUACUACAGCAGUUGCUUCAGAAGUUACAUGUGAAACAACCACCACUAAAGCUGUGCUGGAGUCUGCAGGUGAAGCAGCCCCCAAAGAAGUUGUCCCAGAAGUUACAGCCCAAGCAAAUCCUGCUGCAGUUAUUUCUGGAGCUGCAGUUGAAGCAUCCUCUACAGAAGUUGCCCAAGAGGUUACAAACGAAGUGGCCACUACAGCAGUUUCUCCAGAAAUUGUCUCUGAAGGUACAUGUGAAACAACCACCACUGAAGCUGUACCAGAAGUUACCCAAGGGGUUAAACCCAAAGUGGCCACUACAGCAGUUUCUCCAGAAAUUACCUCAGUAGUUACAUGUGAAACAACCGCCCCUGAAGCUAUGUCAGAGUCUGCAGGUGAAGCAGCCCCUACAGAAUUUGUCAACGAAGUUACAGUUGAAGCAGCUCCCACAGAAAUUGCUCAUGAACUUAUGGCAGGGGCAACUCCUUCGGAUGUCGUUCAAGAAGUUACAAAUCAGACAGUUCCUACAGAAGUUGCACCUGAAGUGGGCUCCAAAGAGCUUGCUCCAGAGGUUAUGGCUAAAGCAAUCCCAACAGAAACUUCAGCUGAAGCAGCAGCUUCUGUAGACCCUGUUGUAGAAUCUGUUAUUGAGACUGUCCUAGAAGCUGCUGCUGAAGCGGUUACUGAAGUCAUUGCAGAAACUGUCCCUUUUGAAGCUGUUGUUGAAGUAGUGGACGCAAUUGCUGAAACUGUAGCUGAAGUUGUUGCAGAAGCAGCUUCAGUAGAAAAUCAAGAUGACAUUGCCAGUGUGAUUACUGAUGCAGCAGAGGCUCCUGUCGAAGUAGAAGCAUCUGAGGCUGGUUUGGACCCUAUUCAGAAACUCUUCUUGGAUUCCAUUCACACCUAUUCCUCCAGAAGCAUAGGAACUGGGGGUCUGGUUGAUGCAGGUCUUGAAUACCACAAGGCCCUGGCUGAGGAAAUCACCAAACUACAAAGGUUAUAUGGUGGUGGAGACCUGGAAUCAUUCCCAGAAUUUAAUUUUCCUGAACCAACGUUGGAUGAAGUGUUUACCAAGUAAACAGCCUUUUUUUACACCAUUAUGCCAUUUUGUGCCUCCAUCUGGGACAAAUAUGGUUGCUCUCUUCACCAUGGGCAUUUAAGUCAAACCGAGACUUGAUGAAAUUUCCCUUAAAUGAAAACAUUCCCAAAAGACUUCAAGCACAGUACAGUGAUGGGACUCAUAGCUGCAGUAAAACGUUUGAAUGGUGUAAACAUAUUAAAGAAGGCUGUACGUUCAUAAAUUACAUUCCCAGCUGAGAUGGCUUGGAGCCCCAUAACAUUCUUACUUGAUUGUAUCUAAGAACUUGUGAAAUGUACGGAUAGGUAUAUUAGAGUAUGAGAUUAUAAUAAAUAAAUUAAGUUUUUAGUCUAUAACUAUGUUUUGGUAUUCUUUACAAUGAAAAGUCGCGGUUUGACUUGAACACCCCUUGUAUUUUUAUAUAGACUGGCUUCUAUAUGAUGAAAAGCAUCUGUACAUGUAUUGAAUCAGAGGCAGUGAGAACAUCAUGUAAUAUUUAUUAAAUAUUGUAUGCAUUUACAUGUUAUUUUCUGAAUUUCUGCUCAGUUUUCAUGAAAACAAUUAAUAGAAAACAAAAAAUAAAUAUAUCCAUGUUUGUGCAUGUUUUUCUGCUAUUGACCUGGUUGUGGAUCUCUGAAUUUGUGGCUAAUAAAGGGCUCUGUGCGUGCCAAUUAAG
This is a messenger RNA of Clarias gariepinus (North African catfish), 3239 nucleotides long. RefSeq lists its product as uncharacterized. Lineage: Eukaryota; Metazoa; Chordata; Actinopteri; Siluriformes; Clariidae. Gene Ontology annotation, molecular function: proton transmembrane transporter activity. The record is from RefSeq and is a predicted model, not a curated record. Gene Ontology annotation, biological process: proton motive force-driven ATP synthesis; pteridine-containing compound metabolic process. The transcript has 7 exons. Bases 104 to 2563 code for a protein of 819 amino acids.